Eriocheir sinensis (Chinese mitten crab) is the source of this 3345-nucleotide messenger RNA. Its product is annotated as serine/threonine-protein kinase N-like. The record is from RefSeq and is a predicted model, not a curated record. Lineage: Eukaryota; Metazoa; Arthropoda; Malacostraca; Decapoda; Varunidae. Gene Ontology annotation, biological process: protein phosphorylation; signal transduction. Gene Ontology annotation, molecular function: small GTPase binding; protein serine/threonine kinase activity. The transcript has 17 exons. Bases 1017 to 3314 code for a protein of 765 amino acids.
GGGAACCAACCAACCAGCGUCGUCCUCCCAGGCUCCACACGCAGCCCGCCUCGCCGCCCCUCGCUCCUUUUCCCCCGCCAUGAGAUUACGAGUGAAAUGUGAGACCUGAAGCCGCUCCCACUGGCCCAUGUGACCCUCCUGCCCCCCGCCGUGGCCUUCGUCAGGAGCUCGAACCCUCGCCGCGCCGGGAAUGAGAUAAUAUUGUCCCCCUUCUGCCGCUCCUCCCAAGAUGGCCGAUCACGGUCAUGUUUAUAUUCAGGAUUUAAGAUACUGACUGACUGGUUAAGAGAAAAACAGAAACAUUAGUGUGGAUAAGUUUUUUUUUGUGGUGGCAACAGUUUCGUCUUGAAAAAAAAGUAACAAGUGUUGAAACAAAGAGAAAAAGAGAUAGAGAGAAAAAAAAAUAUCGUGGUUCCUUAACUUGAAUUUGUUGAAAAAGAAACGUUAUUAUUAUUAUUAUUAUUUUUUUGGGUGAUUACUAACACGGUGGUGAUAUAAGUGGUGUUACAAUAAUUGGUGGUGAAGGUCGAGUGGUGAUCCUGAAGACUACCCAAUCGAGGUGGUGAUUCAUACAACUCCACUGGUGAUGACUGAGUGAUGAAAAUAUAAAUGGUGGUGAGCAGGUCGUGAAGUGGUGGUGACUGCCGGAGAUUUUUCAGUGGUGGUGUUGUGUGUUUUUCAGCGAUACUAACUCGAGUGGUGAUGAAAAUGGUGUUGCCUCAGAAAUGGUGAUGAUGAGGUGGAAGGUCAUCACCGGAGUGGAGUUUUAGUGGUGAUGUGAUGAGUUGUGUGAUGACAUAGAAAAAGAAAAAGGAAAAGGAGGACAUAGAGAGGUCAUCACCACCAUCACCACUACCAUCAUCACCACCACCAUGCUCUUCAUCUAUAAUAAUUCAAACGUGAGUAGCCGUGGCGUGGAGUGAUUAGCUGCAGGGCCGCCUCACUCCACUUCCUCUCUCCCUUACUCACUCCUGUAGUCACUCGUUAACUCACUCCCUUCGCUCGUUCGCUGUGUCAUGGGGCUGCCGAUCAUCCAGGAGCUGACGCACAAGUAUGGGCUGCCGCCGGAGCUGGGGGACGCCACCCUGGGCCAGCGGCUGGAGGACUUGCGGGAACACAUCAGGAAGGAGAUACGCAAGGAACUCAAGAUUAAGGAAGGGGCGGAGAACCUCAGACGGGUGACCACUGACCGGCGGGCGCUGCAGGACGUGAGCCACAUGGUGAAGGAGGCGAACAGCAAGUUGUCCGCGCUGCAACAUGAGCUGCAGGAACUCGACUCGCAGAUCCUCCUCACGCAGGGCCAGGCCGGCGCGCCCCUCGACCACCACGCCUUCACUACCAACAUACUGGAUCCUCCACUCUCCCCCAUGGCGACGGACACCCAAGACAAGUCCCUGGAACCCAUCUCCAUCUCGUGCGACCAGCGGCUCCUCUCACUGGAACGGCAGCUAGAGAUUGAACAGAAGGUGAAGGCGGGCGCUGAGAACAUGAUCCAGAUGUACAGCACUGGGCCAAUGCGGGACAAGAAGCUACUGGCCGAGGCACAACAGAUGCUGGCGGACUCCAAGGCCAAGAUCGAGUACAUCAAGAUGAGGCGCAUGAAGGCCAAGCAGCACCAGACCGAGAAUGGACUGGACGCUGAAGGUGAAUCAGCCAACAAGUACAACCUUGAGACGCCGGUGGACGUGCGGAUCGAGGAGUUGAUCCACCGCCUCCACGUGGAGUGCCGCUGCAUGGAGGGCGCCAAGAACGCCGUGCGCAUGCUGCAGGCGAACAAGAUGGCGGCGGACAAGAAGUACCUGCAGGAGGCUCAGCAGCGGCUGGACGAGAGCAGUCAUAAGCUGGACCUGAUCCGCCUGUCCCUGGAGCGGCUGCGGGGGGACCUGCCGCCCGGCUCCCUCACCGCGGGGCAGGUGAAACGUGAGCUGGAGAACUCCCUGUCCGCGUCGCCGUCCCCCGCCAACUACACCAGCCUGUACGACAAGGAGAACUACCCUUCCCGUCGCUCCCAGGCGCUGCACAGCAAGGGCGCCGCCGUCACGGGCAAGCUGGAAGUCAGACUCAUCGGCGUACAGGACCUGCUGGAGGAUGUGCCGGGGCGGUCGCGGCGGGACUCUCACUCGGGGCCGUCGGACCUCAAGGCGUUCAUGAAGGGCGUCACUGGGAAGUCCUCCAAGUCCUAUUCGGUCAAGGACGAAAUUUCUAAUGAUGUGAUGGCAGUUCUUAAGUUAGACAACAACAAGGUAGUCGGCCAGACCAGCUGGAAGCCUUGUUCACAGUCUGCGUGGGACCAGAGAUUCAGCAUUGACUUAGAGAAGUCUCGGGACCUUGAGAUUGAUAUUUACUGGCGGGACUGGCGGUCGCUUUGUGCCGUCAAGUUCCUGCGCCUGGAGGAGUUCAUCGACGACGUGAGGCAUGGCAUGGCGCUGCAGCUAGAGCCGAAGGGACUGCUCUUUGCGGAGAUCAAGUUCCUCAACCCAAUGAUCUCCCGCAAGCCCAAGCUACAGCGGCAGAAGAAGCUGUUCAUGCAGAAGGGGAAAGUGCUGCGGCCCACCCAGAUGAACAUCAACGUGGCGGCCUGGGGGCGGCUCAUCAAGAACAUCCAGCCCCCCGCCGGCCAUGACUCCCUCCACCACCACCACCACCCCUCCCUCACACACUCCUCCUCCACCACCACCUCGCUCCCUCUGGCUCCAUCAUCUGCAGCCUCCGGUACAUCGUCGCUCCCACCCAACACCGGGACGCCUAUUACGCCUGGGCCGAGAGCAGUACCCACCCGCCUUGACUUUGACUCCGAGAAAACGCCCGGGGAGGAGAGGCUGUGUCGGCCCCUUGCCAUGCCGGAGGUGCGCGCCCUCCACCUCCCCUCCCCCACCGCACCCCAGUCCCCCACCUCCGCACCCCCACCACCCUCCAUCACCCACAGCCUCCCCAGCGCACCCCUCCUCCACUCCCCCAGCUACCCCCCGCCCUCUGCACUCUUCCCGCAAGGCCCCACGCCCAUCGUCACCACCCCCACCACCCCCUCCGCCUCUAGUGUGUACCCCCCCGUCCCCCACCACCUCCAGGACCCCCCCACCAUCCACCCUGCACACCCCAUCACUGUACAGGUAGCGAAGCGGCCCACCAGCACCCCGCCACCCCCGCCCCCCCGCCCCCACUCCGGCACCGUCACCAUCACUGUUCCCGCCUCACCUGUGGAGCCUGACGUCAAGGUGAGUGAGCGAGUCAAGGCUUGUCACAGAAAACGUAAGUGUGCCGUGACGCCAUCAGGAGUGACGUCACGGCGGCCACACGUCACUCCUGGUGGCUGAACACGUGGUCCUGUUUGUCUAGGUUACGUCA